GGAUCUACUGAGUUGUCAUUGGAAAACGACUUCUGCUUCUACUAUCGUCUGAACAAAGGGUCAAAUCUGGAAAGAACUCUGCACAUCUGCAGCCGUGUAAAACUUGACUCUUAAGGAACGAUUUUACUGGAAGGGACAUUACACCACCAUCGCCUCGAACAAGUCCACACGAAAACAGCCCAGAAACCGGACACAGCACUCAACAAAACCAACCAAAAAAAAAUCACAAAAUAAUGACCCAACCAUCCCUCCACUUCCUCCUCCUCCUCUCCGACUCCGCCCUCCCUCUCGGCUCUUUUGCCUUUUCCUCUGGCCUAGAAUCUUACCUCGCUCACCAUAAACCUCCCUUUCCCUCCCCAACCACCCCACCACUAGAUUUCCACCUUUUCCUGCAUCUUAGCAUCAGAAACCUUGCUUCUACAUCAUUACCCUACGUACUGCAAGCCUUUUCACAACCCGAGACAUUGCGAGGCUUGGAUAAUGAUGUAGACGCAAGUACAGCAUGUACAGUCCAACGCCGCGCAUCAGUCGCACAAGGAAAAGCUCUACUGGGAUUAUGGGAGAGGGCUUUUGCCGCUUCUUGCACUGUUUCCUCGACUACAGAACUUGCCAUUUCCACCCUCUCUUCUUUUGCUGCGGAUUUCAAAAAGGCGAAACCUGAUGUUUUUGGAUUACAGCUAAAUGCACAUUUUGCACCACUGUUUGGUGUGUUGUGUAGAUGUUUAGGUUUGAGUGAGCAGGAAACGGGAUAUCUGUUCUUGUGUAAUCAUGCAAAGAGUGUUUUGUCUGCUGCUGUCAGGGCGGGUGUCAUGGGUCCUUAUCUGAGUCAUGGGUUUUUGGCAAGUGAGGUGUUGCAGAAAGUCAUCAGAGGCUGUGUGGACGCUGAAAAGGGUACAAGGGUAGAGGAUGCAGGGCUCAGUGUUCCGGUCAUGGACUUGUGGGUUGGAAGGCAUGAAUUGUUGUACUCAAGGAUUUUCAAUUCUUAG
This is a messenger RNA of Aureobasidium subglaciale EXF-2481, 986 nucleotides long. RefSeq lists its product as uncharacterized. Gene Ontology annotation, molecular function: nickel cation binding. The transcript has a single exon. Lineage: Eukaryota; Fungi; Ascomycota; Dothideomycetes; Dothideales; Saccotheciaceae. The coding region runs from base 234 to 986 and encodes 250 amino acids. The record is from RefSeq and is a predicted model, not a curated record.